Messenger RNA from Ylistrum balloti, 1654 nucleotides. Its product is annotated as COMM domain-containing protein 8-like. Lineage: Eukaryota; Metazoa; Mollusca; Bivalvia; Pectinida; Pectinidae. The coding region runs from base 1 to 558 and encodes 185 amino acids. The record is from RefSeq and is a predicted model, not a curated record. The transcript has 5 exons.
AUGGCGGAAACUCGUGAGGAGGAGGGGCUCUUGUUACUGAGGAAACUAGAAUCAAAACAAGUGUCAUCAGUCUUGCACACAUUAGUAGAUGGAGUGUGCCAUCGCUGCCAACCAUCUUACCAGGAUUACAGUGAGGUAUGGAGCCUACAGCAAUGGUGGAAUGUGGUAGAUGCUUACCAGUCCCUCAUCAAAGCAGCAGUCAGAGAUGCCUUGACAAAAGAUAUGAUAUAUCAAGAAUUAGGAUCCUUAUCAGAAGACUUAAAACAGGUGGUUUUGGAUGUUAUUAACUCACGUCGAGAUGAAGUUCAAAAUCAACUUCUUGGAGAGACUCAUAACAUCUCACAAGCUGUCCUUAGUGAUUUUGAUUGGAAAGUUAAGUUGAUCAUGUCCAGUGACAAGAUUUCCUCAGUCCAGGAACCAGUUGUCUCCCUUGACCUGGAUGUUGGUGCGGGCCAAGACAGUAAGAUACAUUCCAUAGAGCUUAAUCAAGAUGAGCUUGGAAAGCUUAUCUCCAGUCUGGAAGGUGCUAACAAGGUGGUUCAACAAUUGAAAGCAUGACACCAAGGAAUGAUUUCUACUUAAUACUAGAAAUUGUUGAUGUAAGGAUGAAGAUGAUGAUUUUGUUACUAAGACUGCACAAUGUUUGCUGAUUGAUGGGUCCAGAUUACCAGCUAUACAAAUAUAAUUUAUUAUAAUGUACAAGUGUGAUUUACAAUAUUGGGAUACAUAAACUUUAAUAGCUAUGGGCAUAUGAUUAAAUGAUGGGGUCUCACAUUACUCUUCAUCAUCAGGGUAAUGUGACUUGUGGUCAAUAAUUAUAAGGGUAUAAGCUAGAACUGGAAUCAAUUGUUAAUAAAACUAUGAUUUUUUUUUCAACAUCUCUUUUGUCCAACAACAUGUAUAACCUUAUCCCAAUUCAUUAGGGGGACAAAUUACUCCUCUGUUACAUGCACAUUGUUCUUUUUUAUGCUUGUUAGCAAAAUGAUACUCCAACUAUUUGUGAGAUCAGUUUUUGCUGAUGUUGGUUCAAAUAUAUGAGUUUUGAAGUCAGAGUGAUAAGUUGACUCUACCGUAUUUCUUCGAAAGAUAUAUCAUAUUUAAACUUCGUAGCCAAAUUUUGAGUUUGUAACUUAAUGCCUUGACAAGUAACAUGUUUAGGUACAAAGUUAUAAUAUUUGUUAAAAAGAAUAAACUAACUGAUUUUAAGAAACUUCAAGAGUGUGCCAUGAUUUUUUGCUAUGAAAAUGGCGGUCAGCCAUAUCAUUAACACCCCCACCCACCCACCCACCCCUCCCCCACCACCCCCUCCAUUUUUUUUAAAUUUCAUAAUCAGUAAUCACAAUCAGAUUUGGCACAAGAUAUCACAACUUAGGAUUGCUUCCUCCAUAGCAGUAUAUGAUACAAUAUACAUGACAGCAAUAACAAAACAGUUAGAAAAUAUGUAUUAAUAUUUAGAAUAGAAAAUUGGUCAAGCUGUGAAAGUUAAAUGGGAGGAAUAUUUAUAAAUCCUUGUGUUUUCAAUGCCCCUAUAAUUUUAGUAAUAAUAUUCUUAUGUAUAUUAUUUCAUAAUUUGCAUAUUGAUCUUAAUUGUGCAUUGUUUGUCAUCCGUCACUAUAUAAGGUACUUAGUGUUAUACCUAGUAUGUGUAUCAUGU